Molecule: messenger RNA, 1694 nt
Organism: Prunus dulcis (almond)
Lineage: Eukaryota; Viridiplantae; Streptophyta; Magnoliopsida; Rosales; Rosaceae
Product: mitoferrin
Exons: 2
Coding region: 364-1365 (333 amino acids)
Biological process (GO): iron import into the mitochondrion
Cellular component (GO): mitochondrial membrane
Molecular function (GO): ferrous iron transmembrane transporter activity
Source: RefSeq, a predicted model, not a curated record
CUUCAAUUCGGGAGGAAAAUAAAAAAAAUUUAAAUAAAGAAAAGGAAAACCCCAAAUCCGAAAUCUUUGGAACCCUAAUGCCAAAAUCAAUCUACUCCAUCUCCUGUCCCAAUUUGCCUGCCUUGUUGACUCGUUAAACUUAAACCCCUUCUCUCUCUCACUCAAGACUCAGACACUAUUUAUCAAUAAUCCAAAAGAUGAUGCAAGCCAAGUCCUCUGCUUUGAUAUAACUGUUUAUGGAGAAAUCCCAAUCCAGUAAAACCCAACUCCCCAAACUCAAAUCAGCCGAAUCGGACCCAAACCCAUCUCAAAAAUCCGACUUCCCCCAAACCCAUCUCGCCAAGCACCGAUUUUGCUCCUCCCAUGGCCACCGACGCCACGCCCAAGUUCAAAAACCCAGAUUUUCGCCCGAUUUCUCAGCCCCAAGACUACCGGCAGGACGCUACCAUUUCGGCCCACGACGGCCUCCACUUCUGGCAGUUCAUGAUCGCCGGCUCCAUCGCCGGCAUGGUCGAACACAUGGCCAUGUUCCCAGUGGACACCAUAAAAACCCAUAUGCAAGCUCUCGGGUCCUGCCCGAUUAAGUCGGUCGGAGUCCGGCAGGCCCUCGGAUCCAUUUUAAAGUCCGAGGGGCCCGCCGGACUCUACCGUGGCAUUGGAGCCAUGGGGCUCGGAGCCGGCCCGGCACACGCCGUCUACUUCUCCGUCUAUGAGAUGAGCAAGAAGUUUUUUUCGGGCGGGAACCCGAACAACCCGGGUGCCCAUGCGAUUUCGGGCGUUUUUGCUACGGUGGCGAGCGACGCCGUUUUUACCCCAAUGGACAUGGUGAAGCAGAGGCUGCAGUUGGGGAACAAUCUUCACAGUCCGUACAAUGGAGUGUGGGAUUGUGUGCGGAAGGUGUUCAGGGAAGAUGGGGUGAGGGCGUUUUAUGCGUCGUACAGGACGACGGUGCUGAUGAAUGCCCCGUUUACGGCGGUGCAUUUUGCGACGUAUGAGGCGGUGAAGAGGGGCUUGAUGGAGAUUUCACCCGAGCAUGCGAACGACGAGCGUUUGAUUGUUCAUGCUACUGCUGGUGCUGCAGCUGGUGGCUUGGCCUCUAUGGUCACUACGCCGCUGGAUGUGGUCAAAACUCAAUUGCAGUGUCAGGGAAUUUGCGGUUGUGACAGAUUUAAAAGUGGUUCGAUUAGAGACGUUUUUCGGACAAUAGUGAGAAAGGAUGGAUACAAAGGUCUUGUGAGGGGAUGGGCUCCAAGAAUGCUCUUCCAUGCCCCAGCUGCUGCUAUCUGCUGGUCCACAUAUGAAGCCUCAAAAACCUUCUUCCAAGAACUCAAUGGUAGUAGUAGUAAUAGUGGCACUAUAACCUGAAGAGCCUUUAAAGACAAAGGAGAUUUUCUAUUGCAUUAGGUAUACCUUUGUAUAAUUGAGAAAUCAGAGUUUGCUUCACACGACGGAUGAGUAAGCAAGUCGAUCAGAAUUUUUCGGACCUGACUGGAGUCUAUUUUUUAUAGACAGUGUCGUAGUCAGCGAGUUAGAUUCAUUGGUGCAGGUUAAUUUUUUGUAUUGUACACAUUGUUGUCUUUCAAUCAAUCCUUUUUUGCCCCCCAGUGUUUGUUCUAGUAAUCAUAGAAAUAAGUGUUCUUCUUGUUUUUCCAUUAGAAUCUCUGUUACAUGAAACCCUGUUUGAGUAUUUUUCA